AUGUGGUCCGUAUUAAAGCAGCCCCUGGUGGUGCUGUCAUCGAUGGCCGCGCUGAUGACACCGGUCGCGGCUGAAAGGAUGCUCACCUCCGACUCGCUGAACAGUUGUCAGGCCGACUCCGGCUUUACUGCAGUUAACGUUGUCGUCACUUCCUCUAUUCAGGGCAAGGUUGUCUUCGACGUCAGAGCUUCCGCUUAUGGUUAUCAAUUCUUGCGAAGCGAGGUCGACCCUUGUGACAUGGGACUCGCUGGUCUCUGCCCCAUGGUUGCUGGAAAGAUCCCCUUCAAGUUCAACCUCCCCAUUGGCGACGAUGCCCUGAAAAACAUUCCCGGAAUUGCCUACAGCGUUCCAGAUUUGGAUGCUAGCAUCCGCGUCUACGUCAACUUGACCAGCACUGGCGAGAGUGUUGCUUGUGUCGAGGCCAACAUUUCCAACGGAAAGACUGUCGAUCUCAUUGGCGUUAAAUGGGCCACCGCCUGUAUCGCCGGCCUCGGUCUCAUCGCUUCCGCUGUCGUUUCCGGACUCGGCCACUCCAAUACUGCCGCUCACGUUGCCUCCAACUCGCUCGCUCUCUUCGGCUACUUUCAGGCUCAGGCUAUUAUCGGUCUUACUAGCGUAGGCCUCCCUCCCAUCGUCUCGGCGUGGACCCAGAACUUCCAGUGGUCCAUGGGUAUUAUACGCGUCGGUUUUAUGCAGAGCAUCUUUACCUGGUACCAGCGAGCAACGGGCGGCACACCCUCCACGCUUUUUGACUCCCUCACUACCGUCUCAGUUCAGGUUGAAAAGAGAGGCCUCCAGCUUGCUAAUGCGAGUCUCGACUUGUUUAAGCGUGGCGCGGCGAUGAUGCCUCGGGCAGUUCACGAGGUUCUUCGACGUAGUAACAUCCAGACCGAAACUGGCAGUUACAUCGUUUACGGCAUUCAGCGCGUUGCCUUCAAGGCCGAGAUUGAAACGACAAAUCUGUUCAUGACGGGCCUGACGUUCUUCUGUACCGUUGUCGUCAUCACGAUCAUCGUCAUUUCCGCAUUCAAGGGCAUUUGCGAGCUUCUCGUCAAGCAGAAGAUGAUGACAAGUGACAAGUUCCUCGAGUUUCGCAACGGAUGGCUCACCGUCCUGAAGGGUAUCUUGUUCCGCCUGACCCUGAUCGGUUUCCCUCAAAUGGCUAUUCUCUGUUUGUGGGAGUUCACCCAGGUUGACUCGGCGGCCGAAGUUGUGCUCGCUGUCUUCUUCUUCUUUGGCAUGCUCGCUACUCUCGGAUGGGGAGCUUUCAAAGUCAUCCGCAUCGCUCGCCGCUCGGUCGCCAUGCACCGUAACCCUGCCUACAUCCUCUUCUCUGACCCCCAGGCGCUCAACAAGUGGGGAUUCCUUUACGUCCAGUUCCGGGCCUCGGCCUACUACUUCAUUGUGCCCGUCCUCUGCUACACCCUUGUCAAGGCGUGCUUCGUGGCUUUCUCCCAAGCCGCCUCGGUUGCCCAGGCCAUUGGCUUCAUUAUUAUUGAAGCGGGUGCUCUGAUCGGCGCCUCAGUUCUCCGACCCUGGAUGGACAAGAGCACUAACUCUUUCAACAUUGCUAUUUGCGCUGUCAACUUCAUCAACGCCAUUUUCCUUCUUGUCUUCUCCAACGUCUUCGGCGCACCUAAGCUCGUCGUGGGUGUUGUGGGUGUCGUUCUCUUUAUUCUGAAUGCCGCCUUCUCGCUCAUCCUCCUCAUCAUGGUCAUCGUGUCAACGUCUUUUGUCUUCUUCCGAAAGAAUCCUGACGCGCGGUACCAGUUCAUGGCUGAUGACCGUGCGUCGUUUAUGAAGUCCCAAACUCAGCUCAACACUACCACUGAGCUGGAUGCCUUGGCUGCCACGGCCCGAGGUGACAAGGGUGGCUACAAGACUCACCUAGAUCUCGAUGACGAUGAUUCCCUGUCUUCCGACAGCAUGCGGAGGCGGGCUGAGAUGAACAACCACUCGCAGACUUCGUUCCGCGACAACCCACCGCGAUCUCCCAUCAACCCAUCGAUGCCCCUCUUCCCGGCCGAUGGGCAACGACCAGCGAGUCCCUUCCGCACCGCUUCCCCGAGCCCCUACCAAAAUUCGGGAUCGCCACUCGGCCAGCAGCAGCAGCAGCAACGACAGCAGCACAACGAGAGUCCUGCUACAUUCCGCACACAGAACAAUGCUAGUCCCUGGCAACGCGGUGCGGGUUAUGACCACUAA
Messenger RNA from Ilyonectria robusta, 2205 nucleotides. RefSeq lists its product as uncharacterized. The record is from RefSeq and is a predicted model, not a curated record. NCBI's taxonomy places the organism in Eukaryota, Fungi, Ascomycota, Sordariomycetes, Hypocreales, Nectriaceae. The transcript is spliced from 3 exons. Bases 1 to 2205 code for a protein of 734 amino acids. Gene Ontology annotation, biological process: fungal-type cell wall biogenesis; transmembrane transport.